Messenger RNA from Dreissena polymorpha, 1929 nucleotides. RefSeq lists its product as uncharacterized. The coding region runs from base 91 to 1725 and encodes 544 amino acids. The transcript is spliced from 7 exons. The record is from RefSeq and is a predicted model, not a curated record. Lineage: Eukaryota; Metazoa; Mollusca; Bivalvia; Myida; Dreissenidae.
UAUGCAUUCAACGGCUGUCUUCCUCCUUGCAGGGACUUCCACGGAUACCUUUGCUAGUACCGACAGCAGUCAUUGCCAUACCACGGAAUAAUGCUCAGAUUAGCCGUACUGCUGUUCGGAGUGCUCGCACUUGGCGCCUAUGCAGUACCAGCAUACUAUGGGGGCGGGUCUAGUUCCGGGAAAGGAUCCACAGGUAAUUUCGGUAAUGGUGGCAGCGGAGGCGGCGACAGAGGAGCACUGAACACAGGAAACGGAGCGAGCGGAAACAACGGAAUGUUUGGAGGUAAUGCCGUCGUCCCGAUGAGUCCAUACUUCCCUGCUUUGUCAGGAAACAGCGGCACUGGUGCGGCCGCUAACUCAAACAGCGGAAUGAUGGUCGUCUUUAACGACGCCGCCGGAGGCGGCCUUCCCUCCUUCAGAAGCGGCUUCCCUGGUGGCUUAGGGGGAAAAGGAAGUCGCAACAUCAUGGCCUUUGGUAACGGAAACGGUGGUAACAUGGUUAACCCACAAUCUGGCGGAAUGUCUGGUAUCUCGGUUGGAAUGGGAGAAGGGUUUAAUGGAUUCAACAACAAUAACAAUAACAACAACAUGGAUGCCACUUCAAAUGGACUUUUUAACGCAAUGUCUAUGUCAAAUGGUUUUAACGUUCCAUCAGGAAAAGGCUCUAUUUUGGGCGCUAACUUCAACGCCGGUAUGGGAGCAUCGACAGCCAACAUGAUGGCUGCCAUCAACACCGCAAACGCAAACGCUGCCAUGAAUACAAACGCCAUGAAUGCCGUCAAAUCCAAUAUGAUGGACGCCAUGAAUGCCGCUAACGCCAACGCCGUCAUGAACGCUAACGCCGCCAAUGCUGCUAGCACCGAUAUUAUGGCCUCCAUGAACGCCGCUAACGCUAACGCCAACAGGAUGGCCGCUUUUGAUGCCGCAAACGCCAACGUCGCUAAUGCCGAAAUGAUGGCCGCCAUUAACGCCGCUAAUACAAACGCCGCAAACGCCGCCGGCAUGAGAAUGAGCACUGACAACAGCCUAGCUAGCAUGAAAAUGCUAAAUAUGAAUUUGAAUGGAGCCGGGAAUGCAGGAUUAUUCACUGAUCUCACGAACAUAAACAACAACAACAUCAACAACAAUGGCUUUAGCAACAACAACAUUAACAACAACAACAACAACAACGGCUUUGGAAACACGAACUUAGCCUCUCUUGGGUUAGGUAUGGAUACAAACGCGAAUGCAGCGGGUGCUAGCAACGGCUUCGGUGGAAGCAAUUUCGGUAUGGGAGGCGCUACACUAAAAGGAUCUGAUGCAGGAACCAUGAUGCCCGUUCUUAUUGCCAAUAUGAUGACCGGAAACAACGGAGGUAUGGGCAACGCUCUGGCCGGAAAUGGAAUGAAUAUGGACAACGGAGGAAAUGGAGCAAAUUUUAUGAACGGAAAUGGAGGACCCGCUGACGGAAGCAUGGCUGGAAAUGGUAUCAAUAUGGCCAAUGCAGGAGUUGGAAUGGGUUUCAAUGGAGCCAUGCCUGAUGCAAUUGCCGGAAACGGUGUAAACAUGGGUAACAUGGUUAAUGACGCCGCUGCUGGCAGUGGAUCGAUCUCUACUGGAACUCUGAAGGGGCUUACUCCAAUUGGAAACGGCUGCUACAUUGAUAAAGCCGGAAAUAUCAUCCGUUUGCAAGGAGCCGGCACAAACCAGAAUGGCGCUGGAAGAGGCAAUAAAGCAUACUAUUAAGCCAGUUGCCAUGUUGAGAAUCUCUUCAUCGUACAUGAGAGAACAUGUUCGCUUGAACUCGCUACUUCCGGUUGACACGACAGCUUCUAUGAACGUCCGUCGCGGACACUGAUGAUUGAAUGUCCUAUCUGCAUGAUUGUGUUUCAAAGAAUAUAUGUAUUUUGUUCAUAUUUUUUUGGUUAAUAAAUGUGCUUCAUUUCGCUG